AUGGCGGAAACUCUUGCAGCUGAUAAUGCUUGGCCACUAUGGGACGACCAACCUUCCGAAGGAGCAUUCGAGCUGUUAACCAACAACGGCAUGGACAAUGCUGUCGUACACAGUGUCGAACGACCGUGGUUGUUCCAUUACAGGCCUAAGACGAACUCUAAUGGACGAGCUAUCCUCAUUCUGGGCGGGGGAGGCUACGUCGAGCUCAUGGUCGGACGUGAAGGUGUUCAGGUAGCAAGGUGGUUGGCUGGCCUGGGAUUCGAUGCCUUUGUCCUCGUCCACCGCUUUCCGAACGCAAAGUCGGCGCCUCAAGCCCCCGUAGACGAUGCAAGACGAGCGCUGAACGUCAUUGCUGCUGAAGGGUACUCGAAGAAGGGCCUGGGCAUCUGUGGUCUUUCGUCUGGUGGCCACCUUGGUGCUGCACUCCUAGCAGAAUACCCGCAAACGUGGACAUCUCCUCAGGCCUCUGCUGCGAUCCCAAAGACCGACUUCGCAAUCAUUGGAUACGGGCCCAUCUCCACGAAUGCAAAAGGUCGGACGAUCGUACUCAACAAAGCCGCACUGGAGCCACCAGCAAAGCAGGAGCUGUACGAUGUUGUGCAGCCAGAUGUUCAGAUCAGUACAGCGCCGCCUACAUUCAUCGUGUACUCAGGCAACGACCCCGUGGUUCCGGUCGUUAACGCGUAUCGACUGGCGGAGGGCAUCACGAAGGCGGGAGCAGCGGUGGAACUCCAUGUAUUCGCAGACGCGCCGCAUGGAUUUGCACUCGAUACAACUGGUCUGCCUAUCAGCAAGUGGCCAAACUUGUGUGAAGCGUGGCUGGAGCAGAAUGGAUUGUUGAAGGCGUGA
Molecule: messenger RNA, 849 nt
Organism: Macroventuria anomochaeta
Lineage: Eukaryota; Fungi; Ascomycota; Dothideomycetes; Pleosporales; Didymellaceae
Product: alpha/beta-hydrolase
Exons: 1
Coding region: 1-849 (282 amino acids)
Molecular function (GO): hydrolase activity
Source: RefSeq, a predicted model, not a curated record